Umbelopsis ramanniana AG is the source of this 1167-nucleotide messenger RNA. RefSeq lists its product as uncharacterized. Gene Ontology annotation, cellular component: plasma membrane. NCBI's taxonomy places the organism in Eukaryota, Fungi, Mucoromycota, Umbelopsidomycetes, Umbelopsidales, Umbelopsidaceae. The transcript is spliced from 10 exons. Gene Ontology annotation, molecular function: sodium:proton antiporter activity. The annotation marks the transcript as partial. Gene Ontology annotation, biological process: intracellular potassium ion homeostasis; regulation of membrane potential; proton export across plasma membrane. The record is from RefSeq and is a predicted model, not a curated record.
AUGACAGGGAUCACUGUCUUCCCCGGAGAAAUCUCUGCAUUCACAGAGGCCAUUGCUGUGCUCUCUGGGUUUAUCGUUAUCUUUGGGUUUGUCUCUAUGUUCGUCAAAGAGAAACUAUUCAUUUCCGAAGCCUUUGUUGCCGUCGUCGUUGGUAUCAUCGCUGGUCCAUUAGUGGCCAACGGAAUCAACCCAUAUUCUUGGAAUGAUACAGAUGAGAUAACGAAGCAACUCACUCGCUGUGUGAUUGCCAUUCAGGUCAUGGCUUCUGGAAUCGAAUUACCAAAACAUUAUCUUAAGAAAGAAUGGCUCACCAUGCUUCUAUUACUGGGGCCCGUCAUGGUCUACAUGUGGCUCAUGAGCGGUUUGUUCAUCUGGUGGCUGAUACCACCGCUCAACUACCUUGAAUCAUUGGCCAUAGCCGCCUGCGUUACCCCGACCGAUCCUAUUCUAGCAAAUUCCGUAGUGAAGGGCCGCUUUGCUGAGAAGCAUGUCCCUGCUCAUAUCCGAAAUGCGCUAUCCGCCGAGAGCGGUGCUAAUGACGGCAUGGGAUUUCCUUUCCUCUUUCUAGCAGUCUAUCUAUUGAGUGAAGAUAGUGUAGGCGAAGCUAUUGGCAAAUGGUUCUAUCUCACUUGGUUAUUCCAAAUUCUUCUGUCGUGUGUCAUUGGUCUUGUUGUGGGCUAUGUUGCUAGAAAAAUUUUACAAUGGUCGGAGAGACAUCAUUACAUUGACAAGCCCUCAUUUCUAUGCUUUGCAAUCGCCUUGGCCUUGUUCUUGAUGAGCAUGACAGGCUUUACAGGAAGUGAUGACUUGCUAGCCUGUUUUGUAGCUGGUAACGCAUUUUCAUGGGAUGACUGGUUCCGUCAAGAAACCGAGGAGGCACAUUUCCAAGAUGUCAUUGAUAUGAUGCUUAAUUUAGCAGUCUUUGUAUAUAUAGGCUGCAUCAUUCCUUGGUCGUCAUUCUCGAUGCCUGAAUUAGGUGUGGAACCGUGGCGAUUAGUCGUCAUUGCUAUAUUGAUCUUAUUGUUCAGACGACUGCCUAUUGUUCUGUUGCUCAAGCCCGUAUUGCCCGCACUCAAGACCUACCGUGAAGCUUUCUUUGCUGGAUGGUUUGGUCCCAUGGGCGUUGGAGCUGUUUUCUUGUCCAUCUUGGCUAAGGAAGAACUUGAA